Vicia villosa (hairy vetch) is the source of this 1186-nucleotide messenger RNA. RefSeq lists its product as uncharacterized. The transcript has a single exon. The record is from RefSeq and is a predicted model, not a curated record. Lineage: Eukaryota; Viridiplantae; Streptophyta; Magnoliopsida; Fabales; Fabaceae. Bases 118 to 756 code for a protein of 212 amino acids.
AUUAUAUCAUAGUUAGGCACAAUGUCACUCUUAUAUAUCUAACCUCUCAUACCACACACAUCAAAUCCCAUUUAUUCAUCAUCCAAACCAAACCUAUGCUACCAUUUCCAUUUCACCAUGAAGAACACACAAACCAAACAAGAUCAAGAACAAGAACAAACCUUAAUGAUUCCACCAAAAAAACAAAGACACACAUGCAUAACUUGCUUUUGCAUACUCUUGUUACUUUUAUUAAUCUUGGUAACAGUUUCCGUUGUUCUUGCCUUAACCGUUUUCAAGCCUAAACAACCAAAAACAACCAUUUCUUCCGCUACUUUACAAUCAAUAUCACCCCGCGUAUCACUUCCUGCUAUCGACAUACAAAUCAACGCUACUCUCGACAUCAAGAUCCUAGUCGAGAAUCGAAACCACGCUAGCUUUAAACACGAAGAUGGAACUAGUCUUUUGUUGUAUAAAGGGGUUGAAGUUGGAGAUACAGAUGUUUUCCCUGGUUUGAUUCCAGCAAGAAGUUCUACUAUUCUUCCUUGUAGGCUUAUACUUGAAGCUGAUAAGUUGGCUUCUAAUAUGACUGGUUUUAUACAGGAUUUAUUGCGUGGUCAACUUUCUUUGCAAACCGUUACUAGGAUUCCUGGAAAAGUUACUUUUCUUGGGUUUAUCAAGAAACAUAUUGUCGCUGUGUCUAACUGUCAAUUUGUUUUUGGUGUUCCUGAUAUGGAGAUCAAAAGCCAAAUUUGCAAGAAUAAAGCUAAGUUUUGAAUGAAUCUGGAUUGUUUGCAGUCUCAUUGCACGCAGUCAGAAUGAUCAGAUCAGAUUGUCUGGCCUAAUCAGACAGACACUGCGUGCAAUUGUAUAAUAGGUUAUAUGGUAAUUUCAUACUUUACUAAUAUAAAUACUAGUUUUAGAUGUAUCAAUAUAGUUGUAUGCUUAUGCUAGAAUAUUAGAACUUGGUUGUAGUUUUGAAAAUUUUGGGAAUACUAUUUUGAGGAAUAUUUUUUAUAUGUAUUUUGGGCAUAUUUUGACUUGGUGAAUAUUGAAACAUGUUAUGUGAUGGCAUAGAUAGAAAAGAAGAAGACCAUCUUCACUGCAUGAGGAUUAUGAAUCUUGACUUUAUUUCUGUAUUUCAAUAGAUAUUGUUGAAUAUUUUUUUCCUAUAGUGGAAUUAGAUUAUGUUUGGCUUCAAUGAGUA